Molecule: messenger RNA, 585 nt
Organism: Puccinia triticina
Lineage: Eukaryota; Fungi; Basidiomycota; Pucciniomycetes; Pucciniales; Pucciniaceae
Exons: 4
Coding region: 1-585 (194 amino acids)
Cellular component (GO): intracellular membrane-bounded organelle; endoplasmic reticulum membrane
Molecular function (GO): heme binding
Source: RefSeq, a predicted model, not a curated record
AUGGAUGAGUGUGUGAGACUGGUGGCGGCCCGUGGUGCCGUGUCGGAUCCGGGUCCCCGGAUCCGGUUCAGCCGGACAGGAGAGACCUUUGUGAAGCCGAGCCAGGCUGAACCUGUGACGAUAACCAGACUACAUACCCAGACUAGCCUCAGUGCUCACUGCCUUAAUCGAUAUCCGAAACGUUUGGACCUGAUGUCGGAAGAUAAAGAUUUCACGUAUGAAGAGCUCUCCAAGCUUUCAACCCCUGGCAAUUUGCACCUGGUCAUCAGUGGAAAGGUCUACGCAGUAUCCAAGUUCUUGGAGGAACAUCCAGGUGGUGAUGAAGUCCUAUUAAGUGAAGCUGGUAAGGAUGCCACCGAAUCUUUCGAGGACGUCGGCCAUAGUGAAGAGGCCCGGACCUUGAUGGAGCAGUUUUGCGUAGGAAGUUGCAAACAGGGGGCACCCAAAGGACCGCCGGUCACCAAAAAGUCAACCCAACAAACUCAUACAUCGACCUCCGAUCAACAGUCAGGGGGCUGGGGUUUCAUGGUGCCACUUGCCAUCCUGGCUGCUUAUCUUUCCUAUCGUUUCUACUUUGGCGCAUAA